GUGGAUACUUGCUACAGCAGUAGCGCCAAGCCCUUUCUGCAUGUCACAUCGCCGAGGAAAAAACACCCCAACCACUAAUGCGCACGGCGGCGUGCAACGAACGGUGGCCGUGGCGCUGGUUGUGGGAAGACGCGGCUGCAAGACAGGCAAACACCGCGUUGUUGUUUGUUGCGUAAAGAACAUUAGUCUACGUGCUUCGCCGGGCGGUGGGGGGGUCCGGUCUCGACCUUCCUUUGUUGCAGGAGAGGAAACGAGCAGCAGCAGCUCCAACGAGAGAGCGAGGGGUACAUACCGAAAACUUAAGCUAAAUGGAACGACGACCAAAGCUUCUGAUCUCACCAGCUGGAGCUUGGAGCGUCUCUUGGUGAGGAAGUUCUUCCUCACCAACGCGCCGAACUGACGGCAGAAGUCGCCACACGCCAUCUUGCCAGGGAUCAGGAUCGCUGAAAUAUGGCACGCAGCUUUGGUAACCGAAGUGCUUGUUGUUGGUUGGCGAAGCAGGAGUGUGGUUAUGUGCGUGUGCGUGUCAAUCCCAGCAAGGGGGGAGCCAGCAGCGCAGAGCUAGGUGGCCGCAAGGAGGUGCCUAGCUAAUGGCGUGUGUGUUGCACGAGUGUCUGCCAGCCGGUGUGGUGUGGGACGGGGUUGGUGUGUUGGUUUGGUGUGUGUGCGGUCUGAGGGAGGGAGGAGCCUGUGGAUAUUUCUGAGUCGUGGUGGCAG
Ectocarpus sp. CCAP 1310/34 is the source of this 717-nucleotide messenger RNA. The record is from the annotation of a GenBank genome assembly. Lineage: Eukaryota; Phaeophyceae; Ectocarpales; Ectocarpaceae.